AAAACAUUUUUGAUUGUGUUUUUGGCUUCAUUUUGCAUUUGUUUUCAAAGAGUUAUUUUUCGAUUCAAAAUCGAGAAUUUUACUUUGUGAAAUACUGUGCUUUUCGAGAAUAAGCUCGAGUCUCAAUAUUUUCAACUUUAUUCGUAUCAUUUAUAGCAAUGGCUCAUUAUUUUAGAGAAGAAGAUAUCGAUGAAUUUCGAGAAUGUUUCUACCUGUACGCUCGUAGUGGACAAAUACGGACUUUAGAUGAACUCUCUGUCAUUAUGAGAUCACUGGGCAUGAGCCCUACGAUUUUCGAACUAAAGAAGUACAUGAAAGAAAGAAAUGGUAAAAUAUCCUUCCCAGAAUUUCUGAAAAUUAUGCAUACUCAUAGUCAAGUAGAAAAAUUACCUAAAGAAGUGGUCGACGCGUUUAGAGCUUCGGAUACUGGAAAAAAUGGAUUAAUUACUGCUAAACAUCUACGACAUUUGUUGCUUAAUUGGGGAGAACAAUUAAGUGGUAAAGAAGUCGAUCAGAUUUUCCGCGAAGCUAACGUUUCUCUCAAUGGAAUGGUCAAAUACGAAGAUUUUGUUAAAAUUGCCUGCGCUCCUGUUCCAGAUUAUUAUUAAUCGAUUCGUAUAAUUUGACUUAUUUAUUUCUAUCCGUCCUAUAUUUUUUUUCAUUCUUAUUGCGUAUAAAAUUUGCCAAAAUGUAUUUUAUUUUAAUUUUUUCUAUGUAAGUUUUAGUUGUUUUAAUAAGUUAUUUAUUCAUUUUGUAUGUUACUUUUUGUGGUGUGGUGAAAUAUUGUGAUAUAUUAAUUUUUUUCUCAAUAAGGUUAUUAUAUUUUUUUUAUUGCUA
Planococcus citri (citrus mealybug) is the source of this 837-nucleotide messenger RNA. RefSeq lists its product as uncharacterized. The record is from RefSeq and is a predicted model, not a curated record. Gene Ontology annotation, molecular function: calcium ion binding. Bases 159 to 608 code for a protein of 149 amino acids. Gene Ontology annotation, cellular component: myosin II complex. The transcript is spliced from 5 exons. Lineage: Eukaryota; Metazoa; Arthropoda; Insecta; Hemiptera; Pseudococcidae.